This is a messenger RNA of Castor canadensis (American beaver), 1017 nucleotides long. RefSeq names its product keratin associated like protein 29-1 (gene Krtap29-1). The record is from RefSeq and is a predicted model, not a curated record. Gene Ontology annotation, cellular component: keratin filament. NCBI's taxonomy places the organism in Eukaryota, Metazoa, Chordata, Mammalia, Rodentia, Castoridae.
AUGGUAGACAACAGCUCUAGCUGUUGUCCUGGAAAACUCACCACCAUUCCAGCCGUGCCUACUAUCUCCAUAUGCCCAAAUGGUGGCAGCUUCCAAAAAACUAUCUGUUUGCCUAGUUCCUGCCAGAGCAAGACAUGGCAACUGGUUACAUCCCAAGAAAACUGUUGGCCAGCCAGAAGUACCCUAAGUGGCUGUGAACCCUCUUCUUGUCAAUCUACCUGCUUUCCAGAAACUUCUUGUGUGGGUUUUGUUUGCCAACCUAUAAGCUCCCAGAGAGCCUGCUGUGAAUCUGGCACUGGUCAGUCUUCUUGUCCAGUUGCCUCAUCCCAGCUAUCCUGCUUCGAAUCCAGUGAUUGUCAGACAAAGUGCUGUGACGCCAGUUCUUGUCAACAAAGCUCCUGCCAGGAACCUGUCUGCACAUCUGGAUCAUGCCAGGCAGCUUGCAGCCAACCAGUCUGCUGUGAUUCUAGAUUCUGCCAGCCAUCCUGCUCUGAGGUAACUUCUUGUGCUGAAACAUCUUGCCCACCAGUCACCUGUGCAGCUAGCCCAUGCCAAUCAGCCUGCUGCCAAGGCAGUUCAUGUCAACCCAUUGGAAAUGAAGGCCAGCCUUGCAAAUCACUUUAUUAUCAACCCAUCUGCUAUAUUUUCAAGCCUUGCCAGUCAGUUUCCUGCGAGCCAUUGACUUGUGUGUUCAGUUCUUGCAGUCCUCCUUGCUGCAUGCCCUCUCCUUGCCGGCCACUUCACUGCCAACCAGAUCUUCCUACAGCCUUCAUCUGCCAGCCUGUGGCUCACUGCCAGUCUCCUUGUUUUGUGAAGAACCUUUGCAAAUCAGCCUCCUGUGGCAUUGUGCUUUCUGGCCAACCAUCUUGUGGCAGAUCCACUUCUUGCCCCCAAAGUGACUGCAAAUCCCCUUCCUGCCAACCAGCUUGCUGUGUGACAGGUGUAGGCAAAUCAUCCAGUGGUGGCUCCAAUUGCUACCGAACAACUUCUCCCAGUCUAUGCAAAGCAAGCACUUGA